Molecule: messenger RNA, 360 nt
Organism: Hylaeus volcanicus
Lineage: Eukaryota; Metazoa; Arthropoda; Insecta; Hymenoptera; Colletidae
Product: histone-lysine N-methyltransferase SETMAR-like
Exons: 1
Coding region: 1-360 (119 amino acids)
Source: RefSeq, a predicted model, not a curated record
AUGGAAGAAAAUAAAGUGCAUUUUAGGCAUUUAAUGCUUUUCUAUUAUCGGAAAGGUACGAAUGCUACACAACCGGCUAAUAAGAUAUGUGCUGUUUAUGGCGAAGGUGCUGUAGCUGAAAGAAUGGCACGGAAGUGGUUUGCAAAAUUUAAAGAUGGUAACUUUAACCUUGAAGACGAAGUGCGCUCGGGUAGGCCCUCCACCACAGAUAAAGAUCAAAUCAAAACAUUGGUUGAGAAUAAUCCUCACUAUACAACACGUAAUCUCGCAGAAAUGUUAAAUUUGUCAAAAUCCACCAUCCAUGAGCACGUUUUGAAAGCUUGGAUACAUAAACUGUUUCGACGUAUGGGUGCCCCAUGA